Messenger RNA from Colletotrichum karsti, 1644 nucleotides. RefSeq names its product protein-tyrosine phosphatase. Gene Ontology annotation, molecular function: protein tyrosine phosphatase activity. The transcript has a single exon. Lineage: Eukaryota; Fungi; Ascomycota; Sordariomycetes; Glomerellales; Glomerellaceae. Bases 1 to 1644 code for a protein of 547 amino acids. Gene Ontology annotation, biological process: protein dephosphorylation. The record is from RefSeq and is a predicted model, not a curated record.
AUGGACCACCUCCCGAAAUUCCGCAGAAAACCAAAGAUCCCCACAAUCUCGACAACGGACGUCAAACCCCCUCCGUCCCGCACCAACGGCGCCGGCAUUCUCGAGCAGCACGACAACAGCUCCCCGCAACAAAUAUAUCCCCCCUCCACGACAACGGUCACCGUCACCGGCGGCACGCCGCCACCCACGGCCGACCGCCGCUCCCCGACCCCGACCAAGCCGGGCCUGCGCAAAUCCGCCUUCCGCGGCCUACACCUCCGCAGCUCCGCCAAACGCGCCCGCUCCCCGCCGACCACGACGUCCUCCCUCCCCUCGCCUCCCGCGGUCAUCUCGCCCCCGCGCGGCGGCCUCGACGGCGCGAGGGAUGCCGAGAACACCACAUCCACAACCACGACGACCAACGAGCCGACAAAACCAAAGAUCCCCGCCUUCCUGGAUCUCCCCACACCAGGUAGGAGCCCCUCGCGGAGCCCCUCCCGCUGGAAACCCUCCAGCAGAAAACGAGGCCUCGGCGCUGACCAUGACAUGUCGCGGCUCCCCGCAGAGCUGGAGAACAAGUUCCACGAGCUCGUCUGGCAGGAACGCAACCGCCUCGCGCUCGGCAUGGCGCCCCCCACCCCGACGACCACGGACCCGGACGCCGGCGCCGCAGCGGCGGCGGCAGCGACGACGACGACAACAUCAAAUACGGACGACUCCUGCAAAUGGGGCUCCUACAAACAGACCGACCUCCGCCGCGGCGUCCAGGACCGCUACUUCAACAUCAAACCAUGGAACCACAACCGCGUCAAGCUCCGCGUCGCCCCCGACGAACUCGACUACGUCAACGCAUCCUCCAUAUCCCUCCCCUCCCCCUCCAACCCCUACCUCCCGCCCCUGCGCUACAUCGCCAUGCAGGGCCCGACCCAGGCCUCCCUCGACUUCGUCUGGCGCAUGGUCGCGGAACAACUCUCCUCCCCCGUCGUCAUCGUCCAGCUGACCAGCAUGUUCGAGAACAACCAGCCGAAAUGCUUCCCCUACCUCCCCAUGGACGACACCUCCCCUCCCUGGACCCUCAACGAGACGGACGGCUGGAACGACGGGUGGUCCGCCACCCUCGCCUUCGACUCCCUCCAGCUCCUCGAGGACGGCGCCAUCGAGGUCCGCAAGCUCCGCCUCCGCGUCGGCGACGAGCUCGAGGACAGGGUGGUGUGGCACAUGCUCUACACCAAGUGGCCCGACUUCGGCGUCCCGGCCGUCGACGACCUCGCCAGCUUCUUCACCCUCAUGCGGCUCUCGCGGGAGUACAACGCCGGCGCCGGCGAGGACGCCGCCCCGCGCAUCAUCCACUGCAGCGCUGGCGUGGGCCGCACCGGCACCUUCAUCACGCUGGAGCACCUCAUGCGCGAGCUCGAGACGGGGGCCCUGGAGCACGGUGGUGAGCAGGAGGACCCGAUCUACGCGACCGUCGACUGCCUGCGCGAGCAGAGGCGGAGCAUGGUCCAGGCCGAGGCGCAGUACCUCUUCCUCUACCAGGUCCUCCGCAAGCUGUGGCAGGACAAGUACGACGUGGCCGAGGACGGCGGCGGCGGCAGCGACGGGGACAGCAGCGGGGGCGAGCCGGCGGCGAAACGGCUCGAGGUGGAGGGGGAGUCGUCGGAUUGA